UUGUAGGGCAGGGCAGCGCCUGAUAGAGGAACUCACACCAUCUGCAACAAACAUGAAGAACGUCUGAGUCCAAACUCACAGCAGUUCAGCAUUACAUCUACUUAUAUACAUACAUCACCAUGACUGAGAGCUGUCACACAGAUUUGACGGCGGAGGAAGAGAUGGAGAUCGAACGGCUGAAGAUGCACAAGCAGAUCCUGCUGGAGGACAUUGAGAAACUGAAGAACCAGAUUGAAAACGUCAUGGCAGACAUUCAGGAUUUCAAAUCAGCAGAAGACAAUAAGAUGCUCGAGAGGGAGAAACGCUUCUCUAGCGGCAAGAAGAAAUUCAACAUGGAUCCUAAAAAGGGAAUCAAGUAUCUGGUGGAUAAUGAGCUUCUGGACUGGAAACCAGAACGAGUGGCCGAGUUUCUGUAUAAAGAGGAAGGACUGAAUAAGACCGCCAUUGGAGACUUCCUGGGAGAGAGGGAGGACAUGCACCUGCAGAUCCUCAAAGCGUUCGUGGAGCUGCACGAGUUUUCAGAUCUGAACCUGGUCCAGGCGUUACGGCAGUUCUUGUGGAGUUUCCGUCUGCCGGGUGAAGCUCAGAAGAUCGACCGCAUGAUGGAGGCCUUCGCCACGCGCUACUGUAACUGCAACGCCAACGUCUUCCAGUCCACAGACACGUGUUACAUCCUGUCGUUUGCCAUCAUCAUGUUGAACACGAGUCUGCACAAUCCCAACGUGAAGGACAAGACCUCGCUCGAGAGAUUCAUCAGCAUGAACCGCGGCAUUAACAACGGACAAGACCUACCCAACGAGCUUCUGACGAACCUGUACCACAGCAUACACAACGAACCCUUCAAAAUCCCCGAGGAUGAUGGGAACGAUCUGACGCACACCUUCUUCAACCCGGACCGAGAGGGAUGGCUGCUCAAACUGGGCGGUCGUGUGAAGACGUGGAAGAGACGCUGGUUCAUCCUGACCGAUAACUGUCUGUAUUAUUUUGAAUAUACCACGGACAAAGAGCCGCGAGGCAUCAUUCCUCUGGAGAAUCUGUGCGUGAGGGAAGUCAUGUUUCCACGCAAACCGUAUUGUUUGGAGCUGUAUAACCCCAACAGCCGGGGUCAGAAGAUCAAGGCGUGUAAGACGGAGACGGACGGACGUGUGGUGGAAGGGAAGCAUCAGUCGUACACCAUCUGUGCUGCUUCAGCUGAAGAGAGAGACGAGUGGAUCGAGUCCAUCAGGGCCAGCAUUACGAAAGACCCCUUCUAUGACCUGGUGUCCAUCCGCAAGAAGAAAGUCAUCAACAAAGUGCCUGAGAAAUGAGCGAAGCGACUGGACUGUGACUGCAAACAGACAGAAAGCUCAGGAGAUCAGCUCUGUGUCACACGAGUGUAAAUCUGAGAAAUGCAUGUGGAGCAGCUCAGCUCAUUUGAGGAGAAUUGACUGAGAUCAUAUUUGAGACAUUAUCGAGAUUUUUCAGACACUGAUGUGUUUUGUGGCAAUGAAUGUCCUCUGGAAGAGACGCUGAGAUUUAAUAAAGCGGCCGCUGAUGGAUUGAUUCCCUUCACACAACACAUUCUGGACAGACACUUUCACUUUGACUUCUCUUUAGCAAAUGUUUUUCUUGUAAAAUAUUUUUGUAAAUAUUAUAGAUCAUACGGUGUGAAAGAGUAUAGGUGAUGAAUUGUAAAAUAGAUUAUUUAAUUAAAGUUAUUAUCUGAGACA
Messenger RNA from Carassius carassius (crucian carp), 1709 nucleotides. Its product is annotated as cytohesin-4-like. The transcript has 13 exons. Bases 120 to 1307 code for a protein of 395 amino acids. Gene Ontology annotation, biological process: regulation of ARF protein signal transduction. The record is from RefSeq and is a predicted model, not a curated record. Gene Ontology annotation, molecular function: guanyl-nucleotide exchange factor activity. Lineage: Eukaryota; Metazoa; Chordata; Actinopteri; Cypriniformes; Cyprinidae.